CCACCAACCGCACGAAGCAUUGCCUUACUUCUCGCAUCCACACCAACGAUCCAAGACGCUCAACCAGGUGUCCUACACCAGCUCUUAGAAUUCUCGCAUCGGUAUACUUCGCAGGUGUUGUCCGAUGCGUUAGUUUAUGCGGAACAUGCAGGGAGGGCGGGAAAGCUUGAGAUGGAGGAUGUCGUACUUGCUAUUCAGGGGCGUGUGGGGUGGGAGUUGGGUGGGAGGGUACCGAAGGAGUACAUGCUCUCCCUAGCCCAACAAACAAACGCAAUCCCCUUACCAGCCGUCCCAGAAGCCUUCGGCGUUCGUAUCCCAUCC
Fomitiporia mediterranea MF3/22 is the source of this 321-nucleotide messenger RNA. RefSeq lists its product as uncharacterized. Gene Ontology annotation, cellular component: SAGA complex; transcription factor TFIID complex. The transcript is spliced from 2 exons. Gene Ontology annotation, biological process: RNA polymerase II preinitiation complex assembly; DNA-templated transcription initiation. Lineage: Eukaryota; Fungi; Basidiomycota; Agaricomycetes; Hymenochaetales; Hymenochaetaceae. The record is from RefSeq and is a predicted model, not a curated record. Gene Ontology annotation, molecular function: RNA polymerase II general transcription initiation factor activity; transcription coactivator activity; protein heterodimerization activity. The annotation marks the transcript as partial.